Messenger RNA from Propithecus coquereli (Coquerel's sifaka), 1333 nucleotides. RefSeq names its product Kruppel-like factor 6 (gene KLF6). Gene Ontology annotation, molecular function: RNA polymerase II cis-regulatory region sequence-specific DNA binding; DNA-binding transcription factor activity, RNA polymerase II-specific. Bases 1 to 855 code for a protein of 284 amino acids. Gene Ontology annotation, biological process: regulation of transcription by RNA polymerase II. The record is from RefSeq and is a predicted model, not a curated record. NCBI's taxonomy places the organism in Eukaryota, Metazoa, Chordata, Mammalia, Primates, Indriidae. The transcript has 4 exons.
AUGUCAGAUAAUCUGGUUCAACCUGUUGGGGGGAAAAAUGUGCUUUUCCUUCUAUUUGCGGUAGUCCUAACAGUCACGUGCCUUCUUCUGGUUCCUUUUGCGCAGACCUGCCUGGAGUUGGAACGCUACCUCCAGAGCGAGCCCUGCUAUGUUUCAGCCUCAGAAAUCAAGUUUGACAGCCAGGAAGAUCUGUGGACCAAAAUCAUUCUGGCUCGGGAGAAAAAGGAGGACUCUGAACUGAAGAUUUCUGCUAGUCCUCCAGAGGAUGCUCUGAUCAGCCCGAGCUUUAGUUACAACCUAGAGACCAACAGCCUGAACUCAGAUGUCAGCAGCGAAUCCUCUGACAGCUCCGAGGAGCUUUCGCCCCCUGCCAAGUUUGCCUCUGACCCCAUCGGCGAGGUUUUGGUCAGUUCGGGAAAUCUGAGCUCCUCUGUUACCUCCACGCCUCCGUCUUCUCCAGAACUGAGCAGGGAGCCUUCUCAACUGUGGGGGUGCGCGCCCGGGGAGCUGCCCUCGCCGGGGAAGGUGCGCAGCGGGACUUCGGGGAAGCCGGGCGACAAGGGGAGCGGCGAUGCCUCCCCGGACGGCAGGAGGAGGGUGCACAGGUGCCACUUCAACGGCUGCAGGAAAGUUUACACCAAAAGCUCCCACUUGAAAGCGCAUCAGCGCACGCAUACAGGAGAAAAGCCUUACAGAUGCUCAUGGGAAGGGUGUGAGUGGCGUUUUGCAAGAAGUGAUGAGUUAACCAGACACUUCCGAAAGCACACCGGUGCCAAGCCUUUUAAAUGCUCCCACUGUGACAGGUGUUUCUCCAGGUCCGACCACCUGGCCCUGCACAUGAAGAGGCACCUCUGAGGGAACAGAGAGGUGAAUCCUGUGGCUAACAGGCUUCCAGGCUGCAAGACGGCCUGAAGGCGGGAUGCGUGUUCCAGCCAAAGCAUGCCAUUUUGCACCCCGCCCAGUCGCCUCCAGGGCCUCUCCUCGGAAGGUCUUUUGAGGGCUGAACACGUCCUGUGAGACGCGGCGUGGCACCUGUGGUGCGUGGUGUGUGGGUGACCCUGGACUCGCCACUGGUCCCUGACCUUCCGAGCGGCUCCGAAGCCUUUGCCGUGAGCAUGCGCCCUGAGAGUGUCCGUGGUGGGCUGGCUGAGUGUUGAGGAUCUGUUACUGACUGCGUGAUGGGGCAGACUUUUCCCCUUGUGGGAGCAAGACCGCAAGGGACGGAGAAAAAAGUAGCUUGAAUGUUCUGUGUGUACGGAGUAUACCGUGAGAUGAGGUGACCACCAGUCAUUUCCUGGGGGGGUGUCUGCACCUUAGAAAAAACAAAAACAAA